This is a messenger RNA of Symbiodinium sp. CCMP2456, 1250 nucleotides long. Lineage: Eukaryota; Dinophyceae; Suessiales; Symbiodiniaceae. The record is from the annotation of a GenBank genome assembly.
GCGCGGUGCAAGGCGUCGCCGAGCUGCACCAGCGGAUGAGGUGCCAGGACGACUGGUGGAACGAGGUCGUGGACGAGCUUCGCGACGGAAAGCUCUCGGAGAAGAAUUACAAGUACCUUCACGGCCACCCGGUCGAAGGCUGCACCCUCUCGCCCGAAGAGCGGCGAUCCAGAAAGCGCGUGGCGGACGGACCCCGCGACCCGCGGCUCCGCGAAGAGAAGUUCGUGAAGGCCACCGUGGUCGUGGCCAACAACGACGCCAAGUACCAGAUCAACAAGGACCGCACGAAGGCCUACGCCCGGGACGCGGGAACCCGUCUGGAAUGGUCCGUGGCCAAGGACAAAGCCGGCGUGGAGGCGCUCCAGGCGCAGGCGUGCGACAAGGAAGCUAAAGUCCGCUGGCUCCAGUACCACGACAUGGACACGGAGGGGCUCUGCGGCAUGCUUUCCCUGGCCAUCGGCAUGCCCGUCGCGCUGACCCACCACGUGGACCGCUCGGAGAAGCUCCUGCUGAAGGGCCGCGCACCGCAGCAGCACGAGUACGUCAAGUUCGAGGGCGCCGACUGGAUUCUCCCAGGCUCGAAGGAGCCCGGGCUUUACCCGAUCCUCCCGACCUCGCGCACUUGGAAGCUGGACAAGGGCCACAAGAACGCCGUGCUGAAGGUCAGCCGCACGCAGAUCCCGCUGAUCCCGGCCUUCGCGAUCACGGCCCACGCCAGUCAAGGCAAGACGCUGACAGCUGUCAUGCUGGACUUGAACGUGGACUCCAAGACCCAUGCCGCCUACGGCACCGUGGUGGCCAGCCGCGUCCGGAGCAGAUUCGACCUGCUGAUCCUGCGACCCUUCCCGCUCUGGCUCUUCCAGCGCGGCGCCGCAGAGGGCCCGGCACUGCUCCUGCGCAAGCUCCGGGGCGAGGACAUCGACUGGCAGGCCAUGCAGGACGCGCGCUGGCCCCGGGCCCGAUGUCAAGAAUGCAGGGAGCUGAAGAGCUGGGACCUCUUCGCCCACGCACAAUGGGAACUGGUGCGCGCCAACCGCGGUGGCAAGUGCCUGACGGAUGCCGAGACCAAGCGCCAGUGCUCCGCGUGCCGCCUCGGCACGACCCAGCUGAACUGCACGACCUGCAGGGAGCGCAAGCCGGACGCGGACUUCACGCCCACCAUGCGAACCAUGCCGGACAACGCCCUCGCCUGCAUCGACUGUCAGCAGCAGCUCUCGGGCAAAGCGAAGCGCCUGCGAACCGGCUGGUUC